Drosophila obscura is the source of this 2960-nucleotide messenger RNA. It is a transcript of the gene Ccdc85, whose product is annotated as basic-leucine zipper transcription factor A. NCBI's taxonomy places the organism in Eukaryota, Metazoa, Arthropoda, Insecta, Diptera, Drosophilidae. The record is from RefSeq and is a predicted model, not a curated record.
CAAAUUUGUUGGACGCGGACAAGCAAACACACAGAGAUAAUGUCGAAUUUGUAUAUAAAUUCAGCAAAUUAGUCGACUUAUCCCACAGGAAUAGCGCCUACAAAUAAUUAUCAGUUCCGUUUCGGCGCGAGUGAUUGGUACGGCUGCGCUUUUAGUUAAUUGCGCAUUUUGUUAUUGUUUUAAUGCGUUUCACUCAUCAAAGUGGGCGGCACUCGCAUCAAAUGAUACGGACACCGGCUGAAUUGGCCUCCUAAGGCUGGGAAUACCGCUUCCAGAAACGCGCUUCGAUAGUUUGCAACAAAACGGAAAAAAUUAAAACGCAACAGGCAACAACGCGAACCGAACGCGUCUUUUGCGCUUGAAAAGGGCAUUCGGGAAGGCAGGAAAAUUCAAGCCAAUAAAAGAUACAUACAAGAAAAAAUGCAAAGAGUGCGCGAAAAUUGAAUGCGUGUGCGAGCGUGCUAGUGUGUGUGUGUGUGUGUGUGUGCAACCAUAAAACAAACAAAUAAAAGUAGUGUGAAAAAUAAUUUGUGUGUUGUUUAAACAAUUAGCCGCAAAAACGGUCGCAUCGCAUCGCGUCGCGUCUCUUUCUGUCUGUGUGUGUGUGUUUCUGUGUUUGUGUAUCCCUGGAAUGCGGCAGUCGGCGGCGCAUGCGCAAAUAUUUGUGAUUUGUUUUUGUUUGCGCGCAGAAGCUGAAGGAGGGAGCGAGAGAGUGAGCGUAAAGGGAAGCCAACAUUGGAAUACCACAACGAUAUCGAUGGCCGUCUGCAUAAGGUCUCGGAGGUCGUAGACACCACUUAAACAACUAAAAGGAAACAAAAACACACACCGAAAAAAUAUAAGACGAGGCAAACAAGGAACCGACUCAAAAAUGUCCGGCAAUCAACAGCAGCAGCAGCAACACAACCAGCAGAAGACAUUAACCACAACAACACUAACAGCAGCAGCAGCAGCAGUAGCAGCAACAACAAACGGAACAACUACUUUGAACAAUAAUUUGAUAAAAACAAAUAGCGUUGACAAAAUUAUAAGCAAAACAGCGACGCAGGCAAUUAACAAGCAGCAGCAGCAGCAGCAGCAACAACAACCAAGACGCUCUUUGUUGCACCAACAGCAGCAGCAGCAACAGCAGCAGCAGCAACAGCAGCAGCAGCAACAGCAGCAACAAUCACAUCAAUUGCAAACUGUGGCCACAAUCCAUCAGCCACACAGCACGCAACAGCAGCAGCAGCAGCAACAUCAUCAUCAGACAUUGACUUCUCGCUUGCCCAUACAACAACAGCAAUCCACUAAAGAAUUGCCUAAUCUUGCAACACAUCAACAGCAGCAUCAGCAGCAUCAGCAGCAUCAGCGUCGCAGCUUCUACCAAUUGCAGCAGCAACAGCAACAACAGCAACAACAGCAGCAACAGCAACAGCAUUCCCUCCGCAGUCCGAACCUUAAGGCACCAGCACCCGCACACUCCAUACCACCGAGAUACCAGCCACCGCCACAGCCAGGCACGGGGAUACUGAAACCACAUUUGCCCAUCAAAUAUCCGCCGGAUAUACCCCAGCUAUCCAACAUCUACAUACCAGACUCGCUUAAGCAACGGCAACAGCAGCAACAGCAACAGCAGCAACAUCCACAGCAAACACGCUAUCUGCAACAUCCGGCGGUCAUAAAGGGAGGAGCACAGGAUAUGCUGAAAUUUGUACGCAAACCGGAACAGGAACAUCCAUCGCCCAAUGCCUCGGUCACGUCCAGCGGCACUGGUAUACCCACGGCCAAUGGGGCAGGUGGCCGCCUGACGGUGGAGCAGAAUCGCCAGCUGCAGUCGCUGGUGAAUGAGCUGCGCACACUCAAGGAGCAGAAUCAACGUCUGCUGGACGACAACCAGGAGCUGAGGGAUCUGUGCUGUUUCCUGGAUGACGAUCGACAGAAGGGACGCAAGUUGGCCAGGGAAUGGCAACGCUUUGGUCGUUACACGGCCAGUGUGAUGCGCCAGGAGGUGGCUGCCUAUCAGAACAAACUACGUCAGCUGGAUGACAAACAGCAAGAGCUAAUCACCGACAAUCUGGAGCUGAAGGAGCUCUGUCUGUACUUGGACGAGGAGCGUGCCCAUGUGGCUGCCAAUGCGCUGUGCGCCGGGUGCGGUGCGGCCACCAGGAAUGCCCUGCGCGACGAUGGCGAUGGCUCCAGUUCCAGCACCCAAGCGGAUGAGACCAUCACAGCCUUGCGGAACUAUGCUGAGCAGCGCCAACUCCCCCAGGAUCUACGUCAUGCCCACACGCUGAACGAUCAGACGCUUCAGUAUGUGCGCUCGCUGGAGCGACGCAUCCAGCAGCUGGAGGAGGAACGCACCACGCCCACACCCCAUCUGCAGCAGCAGCAGCAACAGCCCAUGCCCACGCCCACGCCCCUGGCUGGCACACCAACGCCCCAGCCAGCCACAGCCACAGCACCAGCCAAAUCAGCGCCUUCGCCCCAUCAGCAGGAGAUCAACAGCAGCCAGCAGCAGCAUCAGCAGCAGCAUCAGCAGCUGGCGGUGGCUGCAGCAGCGGCGGCAGCAGCAGCGGCCAUACAGCUGCCAGAACCGAUAGCCGGCCGUCCGGAGGCGGUGGUGCGGGCCCUCCAGGUGCUGGAGGUGCGAGAGCAGCUGGAACGCGACCGGCUGGGCAAUUUGGCAGGCAGUGCCCUCGAUCAGAUGGACGAUGGCGAGAAGGCGCUGGUGCGCGAGAUGUGCAACGUGGUCUGGCGCAAACUGGAGGGCAGUCCGCACGGACCCGCUGCCCUGGAGCCGCUCUAAGCACACAACCACACACAGAACCUAAACCGGGCUAACACUUAGAUAUUAAUGAACGUUUAAUCCUAACUUAUCCGUAAUAAUUUAAUCCUAAAAACAUUGUACAAAGUUCAAACCACAACCUAAGCUUAAGACCCGAGAGACCACAAAAAAGACGACCACAAAGGAAUACUCA